Botrytis porri is the source of this 723-nucleotide messenger RNA. RefSeq lists its product as uncharacterized. Lineage: Eukaryota; Fungi; Ascomycota; Leotiomycetes; Helotiales; Sclerotiniaceae. The record is from RefSeq and is a predicted model, not a curated record. The transcript is spliced from 5 exons. Bases 1 to 723 code for a protein of 240 amino acids.
AUGAAGCUUAUCUUGUACUUCUGGCCAGUCCAACUCGAGCUUUCUGCCUGCGCUCGAAGCCCUAUGUUGACUUGGUCAAAGAGCCGACCACAAUCGAAGGGUCUAGCUUCUGCUAUAAUUUUUUUUGGUGAACGGGACAUAUCAAUCGUUGCUCUUCGUUCGUUUGAAAAGCCACAAAGCUUCUAUUUAGGAUCAGCCGUGGAUCUACAAAUCGAUUGUCGAAAGAAUGCUUGGAUACGUGGCACGAAAAGCGCACGCGAAUAUAUUGUCUCGUUGACUUGUACUAUCAACAGUUACCAAAAGAAUCAGCCCGACCCCGAGGGCGACGAGAGAAAGCUCGCUCCCAAAAAUAAGAACCCGAAUAAGAACAUAACGGGAAAUCUAGUUCGGUCCAAGAAAAAAGCUCAUCACUCAAGUGCCACUCGUCAAAUUUCGAAAAUACAGCAUUGUUCAGGUUCAACUGGCAAAUCACACUCGAUCACCAAUCGGAAGCUUCUGGGAGCUGCUAAUCGAAGUCAACCAGUUGCGACACCGAAACUCCGCGAUGGAACUGAUCAGCCUAGGCCGGCACCAGAGAGGUACGUUCCACCUCUCGUGCCGGCAAGGAAGCUAGAUGGUAAAGUUGAGCUGGACAAGACAAGAACCAACUUGAGUAUUAUGCACACAUGGACGAAAGGGAAAUGGUUCGAAGGAUACCUUUCGGCAUUAUCAUACUUUCAUUAA